CUCUAGACCUGAUCAGUGCCACAGGUAGAUACAUGGCGUAUUAUAGGUGCCCGUUCACAUGCUGUCUCAUGAUAAUCAGUUCUACGAUCCAUGAGCGAGACCAUCGUAUAUAUUUAGAAAGGGUAGCUACUUCGUACUGAUUCGUGGCUUCUAAAUGUGUUGUAGAGUCGUAAAGCUGAAUGGCGUGCUACACGCGUUCAGUUGCGCAUCCCUGCGAGAUCGUCACUUUUAGCCGCGUACGGCACCGAGCCAACAGCGGACCCAGCCCACCGAAUCUUUCCAAGAGCAAAUAGCGGUAAAAUGCUGUGCAAUUUACCCAGAUUGCAACGGCCAUAACAGAUGCUGUAUUCGAUACUACUUAGGAUCUGAAGUCCAAAAGUUGUGUUAUGUCUGCCACCGCAUCGUCCAAUGGUGGGCGUUCUCCGUCUGGGUCAAGCCCAAGCAAGCAUGGUGGCGUAUUUGAGAGCUCGGCACAUCAUGAACUUGAAAUUUCUGGUGAACAAAGACCCCUCUUGGGCCCUCAAAAAUCUACCACGACACAAGACAGGGACGAUCUGAGGGAUGAAGGAGAAGCAGAACAAGGAAUGAUACGGCAACAGCAAAAGGCAGAGCCGCCAGUAACAUGGAUGUCUCUACCGAACAAAGGCCAAUUGGCCAUGAUCGUCUUUGCGCGACUUGCAGAGCCCCUAGCAGCAAGAUCUUUGAGCUCAUAUCUCUUCUACCAACUGCGAUGGUUUGAUGCAUCGUUGCCCGACUCAGCUAUCGCUAACCAAGCUGGACUUCUGACUGCGGCUUUCUCUGCGGCGCAAUGCGUGACAGCAAUGUUUUGGGGUCAUGCCGCUGAUAAUCCGCUGUUUGGCAGGAAACGGGUCCUACUCAUCGGUUUGCUCGGCACUUGUAUUUCGGCAUUGGGUAUGGGAUUCGCAAGAUCGUACGCGACAGCGAUCUUCUUUCGAUGCGUGCAGGGCGCAUUGAAUGGAAACAUUGGAGUUCUGCGAACUAUGGUGUCGGAGAUCAUCGUGGACAAAAGAUAUCAAUCGCGAGCAUUCUUACUGUUGCCUAUGUGUUUCAAUGUCGGCGUCAUCAUUGGCCCCCUCAUUGGCGGUCUCCUUGCGGACCCGGUGAUAUCUUUACCAAGUGUAUUUGGUCCAGGCUCAGUAUUCGGCGGACACGAUGGAGUGGGUUGGAUGCGAGACUAUCCGUAUGCGCUGCCAAACCUAGUGUGUGCUCUUCUGCUGAGCAUAGCUGUCGUGGGUGUGAUUUUGGGACUCGAUGAAACCCAUCCAAUGCUGCGACACAAACAUGAUCGCGGCCGAGAACUGGGGAGCCUGCUUGCUCGCAGCAUCUUUCGAAGGCGCUCCGCAAAGGGCCCAGACAACCAUCCGUAUACAGCUCUUGCGGAUGAUGCGAGGAACGAUGGCCACGAGGAUGAACAUCCUUCAUCCCUGGUCGAUGUUGAAGACGACGUCGAAGAGACACGGCGGCAGCCCAAGCCGACCGAGAACGAAAAAGCUCCUCUCCGCCAACUAUGCAACAGAAAUGUGAUCCUAACGCUACUUCAGCACCACGUGCAAACCCUUCACGUAUCCUCCUUCAACAUCCUUCUCUUCACUAUGUUGCCAACACCACGAUCAUCAAACGAGAAUGCCCACCUACCAUUCCUGUUCUCAGGCGGACUAGGUCUGUCGACGCGUGAGCUAGGCUUCGCCAACACCAUCAUCGGGUGUGUUGGUAUUCCGCUGCAAAUCCUGCUCUUCCCGUACUUGAGCGCGAAGCUGGGUAUGCGCAACUCGUAUCGACUCUUCUUGCCUUUCAGCGCAAUAGCAUACUUCGCGCUGCCGUAUUUGGUUGUGUUGCCUGACAAAGCUGCAAUCCUCUGGCCCUUUUUGGCAUCAGAUCUGAUCUCACAUGUCCUUGCUCGGGUAUUUGUUGGUCCUGCGACGAUCAUAUUGGUGAACGAAUGCGCUCCACACCCGACGCUCUUGGGCACUGUGCAUGGUGUGGCCCAGAGUGCUAGUAGUGCGGCGCGGAUGCUGGGGCCUACAAUUGCCGGAUUGUUGCUGGGUUGGGGAUUGAAGAAUAAUUGUGUGGGCUUACCAUUUUGGGUCAUCACUGCGCUAGCACUGGUGAACUGGGUCUUGGUGCUAUGGGUCAAGGAAGUGCGGGUGUCAAGGUGAGUGAAUGGGCGAGCCACUCUCUGUUGAGUCCUAACUACGAGACUUCUGAUUUCUGCCCCCAUCGAUUGACUGUGCUCUGAUGGAGGUGGGUACAGCUAAGGUUAGUUGUUAGCCUAGAUCGCGUUCGGGUAUUGGAAUCAGAAGCGGUAGAUGUUUAAAACCUGCAUAGAGUGGAGAACAUAUUGAGAAAGAGAUAGAGGAAGAAAGAAAACCAGCAUUUUCUCUUCCGAGAUCAAGGAAGGAUAUGUACGGAGUACUGAAGAAAGAAUCAU
This is a messenger RNA of Truncatella angustata, 2449 nucleotides long. Its product is annotated as major facilitator superfamily domain-containing protein. The coding region runs from base 387 to 2177 and encodes 596 amino acids. The record is from RefSeq and is a predicted model, not a curated record. The transcript has a single exon. Gene Ontology annotation, molecular function: transmembrane transporter activity. Lineage: Eukaryota; Fungi; Ascomycota; Sordariomycetes; Amphisphaeriales; Sporocadaceae. Gene Ontology annotation, biological process: transmembrane transport.